Molecule: messenger RNA, 1552 nt
Organism: Callorhinchus milii (elephant shark)
Lineage: Eukaryota; Metazoa; Chordata; Chondrichthyes; Chimaeriformes; Callorhinchidae
Gene: nop53
Product: NOP53 ribosome biogenesis factor
Exons: 13
Coding region: 7-1416 (469 amino acids)
Biological process (GO): ribosomal large subunit assembly; rRNA processing
Cellular component (GO): nucleolus
Molecular function (GO): 5S rRNA binding
Source: RefSeq, a predicted model, not a curated record
UGGCGAAUGUGCGGCUGCGGCAGUCAGACAGACAAGAUGGCGGCGAAGGGCCACACGGUCUCGGCUCCGAGUUUCCUUUCCUUCAAACUCCAACCGCGCGGCCCCGGGACCCGCAGGAAGCGCCGCAACAAGAACAAGAAGAAAAAUUGGAGCAAAUUCAGCGAUGUCCGCGACGUGGAGGAUUUUCUGGAGGACGUGAGAUUCCAACAGCGAACAGUGGGGGGCCUCGUGUCCGAGAAGCCGGACAAGAACCUGUUCUUUGUUGACACCGGAGAGGUUGAUGUCGGGAAGGUUGAUUCCAAGGACGAAAAGAAAGAUCUGGUGUCAAACAAAAGGAAAUUGAAACCUUUGCGAAUAGACUUAAUUCUGCAGCCAGAUUCCAAGAUUCCUGCACCCAAAAAUAUCCUCGCACAUCAGAUUCCAAACAGCCGGAAGCUGCGACAGAAACAGGAAAAGGAAAAGCGUCUGGGAAUCGUCCCUCGCUCACAGCGCCUCCUGCAGGCCAGAGUGCGCAGCCCAGCCGUGAGAGUGAGACCAGUGGCCAACAAUAACCCAUCCAGAGAGUAUUACAGCCUGUGGUCGGACACCAACCCUCUGGAUGAGGAACUGGACGGCAAAGACGCCUGGUACUUGGAGCAGACCAAACAGAAACGGCUUGUGCGUCCGGCCAGACUCAACCAGAAACCUUCCCAGGUGUCAGCGGUGGAGGUCAUUGAUCCUGGUGGCUCCUAUAACCCAACGUUUGAAGCUCAUCAGGCUCUGCUGCUGAAGGCUCACGACGUGGAAGUGAAGAGACUGAAAGCCGAAGAGCGGAUCGAGCGGCAGCUAAACUUCCCGACCUUAGACAAACUCCCAACCAAGGAGAUGUUGUUUGAAGAGUUAUGUCAGGGACUGGUGGAGUCGGAGGAAGAGGAAGAUGAGCCAAGCAGGAAAUGUGACGAUGAGACGGAAGCUGGGCCGAUGGGCAGCGCUGUUCGUUGUGAAAAGAAAACGGAACGAGAUCGGAAAAGGGAGAAAGCCCUCAAAACACAGGAGCGGCGACUGCGAGAGGAGAAGCAGGCGCGGAGGCAGAGGCAGGAGCUGUUCCGGCUUCGCUCCAUCAAAGGAGAAGUGAAACAGGUGGAGCUCAGACGAGCGUCAAGCAAAGCCAAGCGACUGGCCAAGCGACAAGCAGAGGCUCAUAAGCCCCGCAGGCUGGGCAAGCUCCGAUACGAAGAACCAGACAUUGAGUUGAAGCUGAGCGACGAGUUGUCCGAUUCACUGCGGAAACUGAAGCCUGAGGGCAGUGUCCUGGCCGACAGGUUUAAGAGUUUACAGAAGAGGAAUUUAAUAGAACCCAGACAGAGAGCCAAGUUCAAGAGGAAAUAUCGGCUGAAAUAUGUUGAAAAGAGGACGUUUAGAGAGGUCACGUUGUAGCUCUUGUGCCAAGCCACCAACAAGCUUCCUGCAGCUGAACCUGGCUCGUCAAUACUGUUUGUGAAACAAUGAUUAUAUAGAGAUGUGGGUCAUGAAAUAUCUGAACAAAAUAAAACUCAUUGACUUGGAGUCAGAA